Penicillium waksmanii is the source of this 1035-nucleotide messenger RNA. RefSeq names its product class I SAM-dependent methyltransferase. NCBI's taxonomy places the organism in Eukaryota, Fungi, Ascomycota, Eurotiomycetes, Eurotiales, Aspergillaceae. The record is from RefSeq and is a predicted model, not a curated record. The transcript has 8 exons. Gene Ontology annotation, molecular function: methyltransferase activity. The coding region runs from base 1 to 1035 and encodes 344 amino acids.
AUGAGUUCGCCCGUGCUCCCCAGUACCAACGAGAGUCCCCCAAGCGGACUAAAGCCCACCGAACGCCCAGCAGGAGAAGCGGAAGCUCAGGGCAACACAUUCACUAGCGCUCCGAUUGUUGCGGAUACAUUUACCGACGAAGACAGUGAAUUUGCACGCGAAGGGUCCGAUCUUACUUCUUUAUCAUCAAGCAUCUUGGAAUACGAAUAUGAAAAUGGGAGGCGUUAUCACAGUAACAGAAUUAGUAACUACAUUAUGCCAAACGAUGAAGAAGAACAAGAUCGAAUGGACCUGACACACCACAUUUGGCUUUUAUUAAUGAGAGGUGAACUUCAUAAAGCCCCAAUAAACAAUCCACAGAAAGUCUUGGAUCUUGGCACUGGUACUGGAAUCUGGGCUCUUGACCUGGCAGAAAAAUAUCCAAUGGCUAGCAUUAUCGGCAACGAUAUUAGUGCCAUUCAGCCAAAUUGGGUGUCUCCGAAUGUGGAAUUCGUGGUUGAAGACUUCGAAUCGGAAUGGAUUUACGAGCCAGCAAGUUUUGACUUCAUCCAUGCACGGUUACUCGCAGGCUGCGUUUCGGAUUGGCCUCAACUAUUCAAACGUUGCUAUGACCAUUUAAAGCCAGGCGCCUAUUUUGAAAUCCAAGAAAGUGCAGUAUGGGCAUGGAGUGAUGACGGCACAUGUCCUCCCGACUCACCGAUUUUUGAAUUGCUACGAGCAAUGGAUAUGGCCUCGAAUGCAAUUGGAAAGCCAUACAAUGUCUACCCAUAUUUAAGGCAGUGGCUUAUCGAGGCCGGCUUUGAGGACGUCAAUCAAUUUGUCUAUUUUCUUCCUUACUCCCCAUGGCCGAAAGAUCCAUAUCUCAAGGAGUUGGGGAAGUUUCAGGCCGCAAUGGUGCAGCAUGCUAUCGAGGCAUAUUCUCUCAGGCUGUUUACACAAGUACUAGGCUGGGGUGAAGAUGUGUCUAAAAUAUUCCAGGCUUCAGUCAAGAAACAACUUCGAGAUAAGCAUAUGCAUGCUUAUGUCAAGGAGUGA